Molecule: messenger RNA, 1287 nt
Organism: Gossypium arboreum
Lineage: Eukaryota; Viridiplantae; Streptophyta; Magnoliopsida; Malvales; Malvaceae
Product: E3 ubiquitin-protein ligase AIRP2
Exons: 5
Coding region: 505-1236 (243 amino acids)
Biological process (GO): protein ubiquitination
Cellular component (GO): cytosol
Molecular function (GO): ubiquitin protein ligase activity
Source: RefSeq, a predicted model, not a curated record
UAAAGGGGGAAAAAAAAUAUCGACCCAAACAAUAAGGGUACUUUCGUAAAUUUGAGGAUAAAAUUCCCCGUUUAAUUAAAAUUUAUAUUGCUGCCUGACUGACUGCUGAGAGAUACGUGGAAAUACAAUUACGUGUGCUCUAAGCGAAAGCUCAAAAGAUUUAUUUUAUUUUAUUUUAUUUUAAUUUAUUGUUAUUGCUAUUGCUAUUGCUAUUGCUAUUGCUAUUGCAAUUUCUCACACUCUUCACCUUCUUCUCAAUUGUACACAGUGAGUUUUUGUUUAUACAGAGGAUUCUAAGUUAAUUACUGGGUCUGCUUUUUUCUUUUUAAUUGAAAGACGAAAGAAGAUUUCUUUUCUUUUCUUUUCCUAGUAUUUUUGUUGAUUAUAUAAUAUGAUGAUGCCUUGAAUAGUUGUUUGUGCUGAAUGGGUGGUUGGGGUUUUGGAUUUUGAGCUCUGAAUCAGUUAGAGUUUUUGAGUAAGAAAAAGAAAACAGAGACAGGGGAGAUGAGGAAAUCGUUCAAGGAUUCUCUCAAGGCACUUGAAGCUGAUAUUCAGUUCGCCAAUACCCUGGCUUCUGAUUAUCCAAGAGAAUAUGAUGGUGCCUGCCUUCAGAUGAGAUUAUCUUACAGUCCAGUUGCACAUUUCUUCCUUUUCCUUGUUCAGUGGACUGAUUGUCAUCUUGCUGGUGCCUUGGGGUUUCUCAGGAUUCUUAUAUACAAGGCGUAUGCUGAUGGUAAAACCACCAUGUCUAUUCAUGAAAGGAAAGCUAGCAUAAGAGAAUUCUAUGGGGUGAUCUUUCCCUCGUUAUUGCAACUAUCUCGAGGAAUUACGGAUGUGGAUGACAGGAAACAGAAGGAAAUUUGCGCUUCAAAGUUCACGAAAAGAGAUGAACUGAAUAAAGGAAAGGUCUCCGAAAUCGACUUAGAGAGGGAAGAAGAAUGUGGGAUUUGCAUGGAGAUGCGCAGCAAGAUUGUGUUGCCCACAUGCAACCAUUCAAUGUGUAUGAAAUGCUACCGAACCUGGCGAAUAAGGUCACAGUCAUGCCCCUUCUGUAGGGACAGCUUGAAAAGAGUGGAUUCGGGUGAUCUUUGGAUAUAUACAAGCAAAAAUGACAUUGUUGAUUUAGCUUCAAUCUCGAGGGAUAAUAUGAAGCGUCUUUUCAUGUAUAUUGAUAAGUUGCCGCAGAUUGUUCCAGAUCCAAAGAUUGUUUCUUAUGAUCCACAGCAUCAACGUUGAUCAGCUUAUUAUUUAGAAGUGUAAAUAACAAAUGGUUCAUUGUAGAUAGAA